AUGACUGCAAGAAUAGUUUUCCGUAUCUCCGUCCUGGUUCUCCUGCUUUGCAGCGCAGUAACUCAGAAAUGUCCUGGAGGUGGUCCAUCGGAGAGAUCCAUCUUGGGCUGGAUGUUACAGGGACACGUGUACGACACUCUUCUCGCUGAACGUCCGUUUACCUGCGUAUUGAAGUGUCGAGAAGAUAAUCGAUGCCAAAGUUUGAACUGGGUUAUCUCUCUUCUAACGUGCGAGUUAAACAACAGGACAAAGGAAGCCAGGCCUGAGGACUUCAUUCCGAACCCAGACAGAUCUUACUAUCGACGUGAUUUAGAACGAGGUGAGCCUGCAUGAAGUAAAAACUAUGCAGGAUUAAAAGUAAACUGAUAAAAUAAACACCGCUUUUAACCUUUCAGUUCCACUGGGCUCGAUUCAAGAACUACCAGCUGAGUCUUGCGACGAAAUAAAGAGGAGUGAAGGACACGCUGUCAGCGGGAAAUACUGGUUUUCCACAAUAAAAUCUGGUACAUCCGUUCUGGCUUAUUGCAAUAUGGAUGCCAACGGU
This is a messenger RNA of Porites evermanni, 544 nucleotides long. The record is from the annotation of a GenBank genome assembly. NCBI's taxonomy places the organism in Eukaryota, Metazoa, Cnidaria, Anthozoa, Scleractinia, Poritidae.